AUGGCAUGGAACACUUCUUCCAUAAUCGUCGUGCCACUGGCCUUAUUGGCUAUCGUCGCAGCUUUUCCUCCCAUGGUUGUUCAAUUGCGCGCUAAGAACUUUGCAGCCUCGGUUCUCCUGAUCGGAAUCACUAUACUGAAUAUCCAGAACCUCGUCAACGCUGUGAUAUGGGCGUCUGACAACCCCGACGACUGGUGGGAUGGGAAAAUACUGUGUGAUAUUGAAGUUAAACUCUACAUUGGUAUUUUCCAGGCCAUUGAAGGAGCCAUUGCGAGCCUUUUUCGACAAAUUUCGACAAUCCUUGACGCAGACCGCAUAACUGUCACCCCCUGCCCACGACAGCGCAGAGUCAGCCGCAUGAUAGAGCUCCUCUUUUGCAUACUUUUGCCUGCGCUUGUCAUGGUCGGCCAUUACAUUGUCCAGAAAGGAAGAUAUUGGCUCAGAACAGUGGCUGGAUGUGUAGCGCUCUUCGACAACAACUGGGUAGCGCCUUUCGUGACUUAUGGAUGGCCAAUGGUCGUCUGUCUCAUUGGAAGCGUCUAUUGUCUGGUCUCAGUCGUCCGCCUCUGGCGGCACCGGAAGCAAGUGUCGUCUCUGCUUUCGCACACUCCCGGCUCCACAGCGUCCCGAUUCUUCCGAUUGUUCGCACUUGCAUUCGUCCUUCUGGCAAUAUAUUGCCCUCUGGCCAUAUUUGCUUUCGUCCAGAAUGUCCAGGUGCCAAUGCACAUGUUCUCUUGGUCAUACAUUCAUCCUUCCGACUGGUCCGAAAGAAUCAUCGUGGUUCCAGACUCCGCCUUGAAACCAGCCUCUCAAGGCUUCUCCUUCGACCGGUGGGCGCAAAUCUUUACGGCCUAUGUCUCAUUCGCAUGCUUCGGGCUUGGUGAGGAUGCAACUCGGAUGUACAAGAGCUGGGCUGAAAAAGCGAGCUGCUUCCUAGGCGGACACUUCAAAGAGAGGGCCAAGUUAUCACAGCAGUUGCCUCGCACAACUCGCAAUCGUCCACAGGCUGGAAAUGAGGCAGUUUUUGCAUGCGUUAUGGACGACUUUCCUCCAGAGGACAAUCACGACCCGGCUCCGCAACAUCAACCUCGGGAGCAAACAGCUGCUUCAGAGCUCGUUGCUCAAGACUCUUGA
Molecule: messenger RNA, 1134 nt
Organism: Cladophialophora psammophila CBS 110553
Lineage: Eukaryota; Fungi; Ascomycota; Eurotiomycetes; Chaetothyriales; Herpotrichiellaceae
Exons: 1
Coding region: 1-1134 (377 amino acids)
Biological process (GO): G protein-coupled receptor signaling pathway
Cellular component (GO): membrane
Molecular function (GO): mating-type factor pheromone receptor activity
Source: RefSeq, a predicted model, not a curated record